This is a messenger RNA of Lobosporangium transversale, 492 nucleotides long. RefSeq lists its product as hypothetical. Lineage: Eukaryota; Fungi; Mortierellomycota; Mortierellomycetes; Mortierellales; Mortierellaceae. The transcript is spliced from 2 exons. The annotation marks the transcript as partial. The record is from RefSeq and is a predicted model, not a curated record.
UGAUGUUGAUGAUGCUGCCGGAGCCGUUUUUUUUAUGCUUGCUCUCUUCUAGUCUGCUGCUCCAAACGCUGUCUUUCCAUAUUGAGUUCUCCUUGGCGACGAAGCUCAGCCAGUUGUUCGGCAUCCCAUGUCUCUCUCAUAAUUCUAUUCUUUUCGAUACGAGCAUUGACCAGCUGAACAGUGCCGACCCCGAGGUAAACUUUUAUAAGAAUAAAGAAGUCAAAAGAAAGGAUAACAUAUGGGUGAGAAGGACUUUGGACUGAUGGACUCAUUAACCUCUUGGUUCAUGUUUCCUGGUAAAACUCCAUUCCUUUUGAUCUAGUGUCUUCCUGCGAGUCCAAAGCUUUGUUUUUCCUUAUCAUUAUCAUUAUAUAAAUAGUUUUCUACCUGUUGCGCUGAAAAGUCCGACAAUGAAAGCACGAUGAGCAAAGUCGGCUAGUUUAGUGGCGGUGGUCAUGGUUUUCUUGUUUCGAGUGUUGUGGUGUUUGUAAG